AUGGCUAACCUCGACUGGCCUCUCUCCUCCCCAUCGUUCAACACUAGUCGCGAUCCACAGUACUACCACAACGACUUCACCAGCGCCUUGCCUCAACCGACAGACCCUUUACACGUUCCAAUCACGCGGUCUAGCGUCUACGAUGUCAGCUACACUCCGGAUACCAGACCGAGGUCCAAAAUAAAGCCAUUGAUAUGGCCUGCUGUCGCCAUAACAACACCUCUUGCCCUGCUAUCUGCAGCUUUGAUGGGUCUUGUGUUCGGCUAUGGCGUUCGUCCUCAGCAGAGCAUCUUCAGAAGUGAUGACGAUCAGUCGUAUAGCUACAGUAAACCAUACGUGCUGGUAGACUUCUCCGCAACCCGACUCGUUUUUGCAGCCAGCUUCCUCUCGACGGUUGCGCCGCUGCUGACCAGUUUCAUCAUGACUCUGUGGGGUCUUCUAGCAUCUCGUACCAUGAGCCAAGCCUCCACUACUUCGCAUUUUGAGAGACUUCCGACACCGUACCAGCUCUCUAUCCUCAUAGGUCUGUGUCUGGCGUCAAUGGAGCAGCUGAGAACCUACUUCGGCUACGUCUUCUCGCGACGGCGAAAGAUCGCAUUGCCACCCGUACUCAACAGAGCAGCAUUGGUGUUUACACUUUCAGUGUGCCUGGCUACCGCAGUCUUCAUAUCAGACACAGUUCUGCAUUAUGUCACCUCGACUAUCCUCUUUGACCGUGUUAGUAUCACGGUCGAACCAACGAGAGCCUACGGCUAUGGACUGUCACAGAUAUGCCUUGACUUGAACCGAAUCAAGGACAACUCCGGAUUCCCCUGUUCACUGCCAGUUGGACCUGUAUUCGAUGAUGCAAACAGCACAGCCAAGUAUAAUGAGAUCAGUAGGCUGCAGGCCAAUAUUUCUUCAGUAAGCCAGAUCCGCAUGACAGGUGUCAGUGGGAUGAACGCGGAUGUUGCAAUCAUGAUUCCCAACCCCAACACAGUCUCCGGGGCCGAGGACUAUCGCGCCGUCACCGUCGGCGUAGCGACAAGCUGUAACCUGGUUCCCCCUGGACUGUGCGAUCUGCAAGCGACUGGCAACAGAAGUACUUUUACCGAUUUUCACUGCUCGGACAACUUCUUCGGCAUGCUAGGCAAAGCACCAAACGUGUCUCUCACAGAUGGCACCAAGGCCGAGGAUCCAGAUCUAUCCCCGCUGUCGUUCAAACCUUCAGGCAACUUACAAUAUUCCUAUUUCACGAGCCCCAAUUUCGAUGUCAUAUACAACCCCGAGUCGUGGGAUCCCAAUACCAACCAGCCGAACGAUCCCGAGGAGUCGCACAUUUUACCGGACGACAAACUCAUAAAUCCUAUGUACGUGGGAUUUGCCGCACGGAUCGGCCAGUUGACAUUCACCGAGGGAUCCAGCAUGCCAUUCUCAGACAUGAUUUUCGACAGUGGGAACUAUGUUGCCGAUUUCAUCAUGUCGUGUUCGAUAACGUCCUACACCGUUGAGUAUACAUGGUACAAAUCAUCGGUCCACAACGUCUCGGCCACCCCAACGCCGAACGGAACCCUCAUCGAAGUGUUUCACGGCGACCAGGUCUACAAUACAGUAGCCGGAGGGGCCUUUGACUUGCAGCAGAAUCUCGUCAGUGCAGCAAUUGCCGGGAACGACACUGAAUCGUUCCUCAACAAGUGGCAAGAUCUCUACUCAGUCAAAGCGAUGAGUCAUAUAGGCGGCCAUCUUACGGGACGUACCAAUCUUCAAGAGCAAAGGCGGGAGUCUGUUCUGGUAGCGAAGGUCCCCAAGCCCGCUCUCGGGGCACUCAUUGGUUUCUCGCUAGUUUACACUGUGCUGGGAAUCUGGCUGGUCAUAACAGCGUACAAGGCCUCCUCCGACGAGGUACACGCUAUAGCUGAGCAGUUGAGUUUGGCUGGCCUAACGAACAUGGCCUUUGGUGGCUCAAAGGACAAGGAAGCGGCUGCAGCGAUCACUCCGCGCUCACAGCAACCAAAUACACCAAGCGAGGGUGACUAUUUUAGUACAAAGAGUGUCUCUCGAUCAGAGACGAGGAGAGUGAAGAUCAACGGGGCAGAUUUUCAAGUUUGGGUCUGA
Messenger RNA from Cyphellophora europaea CBS 101466, 2094 nucleotides. RefSeq lists its product as uncharacterized. NCBI's taxonomy places the organism in Eukaryota, Fungi, Ascomycota, Eurotiomycetes, Chaetothyriales, Cyphellophoraceae. The record is from RefSeq and is a predicted model, not a curated record. The transcript is spliced from 2 exons. Bases 1 to 2094 code for a protein of 697 amino acids.